AUGGCGCCCCUGCCAGUGAGCAGUGCAUCUUCCGUGGAGGAUGAGGGAGACCAUAGUGAAGCUUCUGACUGGCUUCACGUUUACGGAUCCGAUGAGCACGUGCUCAAGGCGCUGCGAGAGGUGUUGCACGUCAGCACCGAGGACGUUGCGAUUGUGCUGGAGGGGAACGUGGGGCCUCAGGCGAAAUUCGUGGAGGGCACGAGGGAGGAGCUGGACUAUCUGUUCAUAGUUGCCCACGAGCUCAGGCUAGAGCCUUCCACGCCCUCCAUCUCGGAGGAGACGUCGGCGUCGGACGAGCUACAGCUGAUCGAGAUCCAGCUGUCGCUCUUCUUCUUCCCUGAACUGCGGCUACUGGUGACCUUCGGGGACACAAACUGCGAGAACGCCAUCACGGAGGUAGAAGACUUGCUGCCUCCUCCUACUGUCUUCUUCCUCUCCUCCCUCCUCCCUGCCUUCCCCACCUUCCUCCUCCUCGCUCAGAGUAAGCGCCAUGUCAAGGCCGCCCAAGCGAACCUGCGCAACAGGAGAUCUCUGCUCCGCAGGGACUGCAAGGAGCGGCGAGGGAUUCCAACGCUCAUCGUCGUCCUGCUUGAUGCGAUUCUUGACCAGGUAGCAGCUGCCUUGAGGCUCGAGGAGCUGGGGGUGACGCAGGUAGCGCAGAUGUUUCCCAUCCUCAACAUGUACGGGGACGCCAUGGAAGGGCUGGCACUGUUCGUAGCGCGGGACCCUUCGCAUGAGCACGUGCAGCUGUCCAACAAGCUCAAGACCAGGGUGAGGCAGAUCCGAGCAUGCACCUGGGACGCCAGGAGCCUCUUCAUCGAGCUGAGUCAGGACAUGUGCGGGUGCCUGGAGAGCUCAGAGCGUUUCGACACGUUGAUACAGAGGUGGCUGAAGGACCUGAGGAGGGAGGGGGUAGAGCAGGGACUGACGAUAGGGGACAGCACGAUGCAGAUAGAGAAAGAGGCGCAGUCUCUGAUUGACCUCUGUGUCGGGAUAGAGACCUUCUACACGUCUUUCCAGAAUGCCAGGAUGAACAAGACCCUGUAUGCUCUGACAGUAGCAACAAUCUGCAUGAUGCCCUUUCAGUGCUUGACCGGCUUGUUCGGGAUGAACUUCAAGAACAUGCCCGAGCUCGAAUGGGAUCACGGAUACUUGAUGUUUUGGUGCAUUGCGGGUUUGCAGAUAACGUUAGCGGUUUGUAUUUUGAUCUACUCCCAAAGAACGGGACACAGCGGGCCCGUGAUAGUGCUGGACGAGCAGCGGCUUGUGGGAGGGGAUGGAAGGCCGCGGGUGGGGAUGAGCGGUAGCAAGGAAGGAGAGUCCUCGUUCCUGGGGCUGAGGAUCGAGCCUCUUGCGCGGAUCAUGUCGGGCAAGAGUGCCAUCUUUAGGACGGGGAGAGUAGAGUCGGUGGGUUGA
This is a messenger RNA of Guillardia theta CCMP2712, 1416 nucleotides long. RefSeq lists its product as hypothetical. Gene Ontology annotation, cellular component: membrane. Gene Ontology annotation, molecular function: cobalt ion transmembrane transporter activity; magnesium ion binding; cobalt ion binding. Bases 1 to 1416 code for a protein of 471 amino acids. The record is from RefSeq and is a predicted model, not a curated record. Gene Ontology annotation, biological process: metal ion transport; transmembrane transport. The transcript is spliced from 11 exons. NCBI's taxonomy places the organism in Eukaryota, Cryptophyceae, Pyrenomonadales, Geminigeraceae.